AUGCACGUGAAAUCUAAUGAAAAUCCAAGGCAACAGGAUCAAAACUCAGCUAGAUUCCAGACUUCAAUAAACCUUCAGCAGCUUCAAAAAUCUCAUUAUCAGUUUCCUUUGCCACCGCAACCACAGAAUUGGGACUUACCGCCUAAGGUUCGUUACCACAUACAAAAUAAUGUUCAAUCCACUCCUCUUCAAUCUCAGGACCAACAAUAUCAGCCGCCAUACCAACCACUUAGUCAAAUAAGAAACCGCCCACAAUAUCAGCCUCCUGUUCUUCCCCAACAGAGUAACACUGAACCUCAAUUCAACAUUCAGGAUCAGCAACAACAAUAUCAGUACGUCCCACAGUCACAAUUUCAACCCUCUAACCCUCAACCUAGUGUCAGCCAACAAGUAAUUUACAUUAAUGGCCAACCAGUAGUCAUCAAUACUUCUCAAGGCUCACGUUCGACAUCACCUACAGGUCAACAGGAAUCUGAUUCACAAGGCAUCUCUUUUUCUACUUCUCAUUCCACUGAAUUAAUCCAUCAAGAGCCAGAAAAGACUAGGGCUGUGCAGCCAUCUGUGCAAUCUGUGAUCCAGAAAAUACCAGCCUCGGAAAUCGAAUUUGACAAAAAGCCUAUCGCUAAAGACAAAGCCAGUAACGAGGAUGACUAUGUUAUUUACUAUUAUUAUUAUUAUGAGGAUGACAAAGCAAACAAAACUAACCCAACUCUGAGCUUAGAUGAUAUUCCAAAUCUUGAAUCGUACGAUCAUUCUCAAGGUAACUAUGCCAAAGACAAACCAGAAAAGAGCAAUAGAAGACUUAACAUCUCACAAAACGUAACCAACAAUGCCUUCAAAGAUCAUAGCAGUUUCUCGGUUUCACAGUCUCUAAGUUUACCUUUUCAAACCUCUUUUCAAGAUGCAGCAGUAACUGGAGUCUCUAAAACAGACAUGGAUCCUUCUAUAUCAGUCUCCAUAUCUGAAAAUUCCACUAUUUCUAAUACUUACCGCUAUGGAAACAAUGUUCUCAAAUUUCCUAUUUCACCAAAUUUAGUAGCUCAUCAAACAGGUGGUCAGAUUGAAUCACCAAGGAGGAGAAUUAAUAAUGAUGUGGAAUCUUCUUCUGCCAUAGGUGCCGGUCCCAGCUCCUCGGGAAGCAUUCCCUCACCAACAUCAAAUCUCUCGGCAAAUAAUGAGUUAAACAGAGAAAAAAACCCUGAAAAUAUAAAUGAAUUAACUGUCGUUCAAGCUAUAACAAAACCCACAGAAGCAUCUUUUAUCACAACUACUGAAGCUACAACUAGAACUGAAGAACCUACCACAACCACAGAAAGGAGCCGACGAUUAACUUUUGGCUCUCGACGCGGGUUUAGUACAAGAAGACGACAACCAAUAUCUUAUUAUCCAAGACGACCUACAUUAUCUACGACAACUACAGCUGAUUUCACGACGACUGAAGAAACUACAACUAGAAGGGAUCAGUCACGCGCUGGAAGUAGAUAUUCCAGAAGAAAUCGCUUUCGAUCGUCUUUCAGAAGAAAUCGCUUCGACAAUUCCAGUGAUGAUGGCGUCGAAGAAAACGAGAGAGAAAGUACAACUACAACUGAAUCUUCUCGCUGGACAACCAAACGACGUUUUGGUGGUUUCAGACGUUAUGGAAAUAGCAGAAACUCAAAUCGUGGUUCUACAGAGAGAACUGAAAACAUGUCGACUACUGAAUCCUCUGGUUCUCGGCCAAGUUUUUUGAGUCGUAAACAAAAUUCAAAAACACCUUCCUUGCCAUUUUUGCGAGGUGGUCGUAGAAGAUUUGGAUACCAUAAUGAGGAAGAAGGAGAGGUUGAGAAUACUACUGACCCCUCUACAUCAGCCACUGAUGCUUCAAAGAUCACUGUUAAGACCCCAGUUACUGAGGAAGCUCCUAAAGAAAUCAAAGACAGGGACUUGACUGCUAAGGACGACCAAGAAACUACUACUACUGAAAGCAGCCGUUUUUCUGGACUUUUUAGGCAAAGAAAGAGACCUUCUUUCUUUGGUAAGCGCCCAAGCUUCUUGAGCAAAUCGCGUUGA
Messenger RNA from Limulus polyphemus (Atlantic horseshoe crab), 2049 nucleotides. RefSeq lists its product as uncharacterized. The transcript has a single exon. The record is from RefSeq and is a predicted model, not a curated record. NCBI's taxonomy places the organism in Eukaryota, Metazoa, Arthropoda, Merostomata, Xiphosura, Limulidae. Bases 1 to 2049 code for a protein of 682 amino acids.